AAUGAAGUGUAAAAUUUUGAAAUUGUGAUAAGAUAAAUUAAUUAAUUGACAUUAUUUAAAUAUAAAACAGUGUAAUUGGAAAAGGAAAUAUGAAUAAAGGUUAGGGACCGGUUUAUCACGUGCUUACGUUAUAAAAACUUAUAAAAAAGUAAUUUGCAAUAAUAAAAAGCACAACAAAAAUCAAUUAAUUAAAAAAAAAACAUUGUAAUGCCUGGCAAUAAAUAAAAAACAAACAACAAGUGCAACAGAGUUUACAUGCCAAGAACAAAAAAAAACAAAAAGUUAAUAAAACAGCAACAAAAUCAAAACAACUGUAAUAGCAGCAAUGUUAUGUGGCAACACUGUUGAUACAUGACAAAACCACCCAGAGAAAAUUAUCAAUGUUAAAAAUCAAAUCAAAGCAUAGAAUAAUAACAACAACAACUAAUAGCAAUAACAUCAACGUAAUCAAAACAAAUGGCAAAUAUUUUUAAUUAAUACAAAGCACUCACACAAACCCAAACAAAUAAAACCAAUAAACAACAACAACUACAACGUUAGAAACAUAAACAAAACCAAAGUAAAGAGUUGCAUACAAAAGAGUAUUAACAUGCUGGAGUCUCUCUUUUCUAUACAUUUUAAGCCUUUUUGUUUUAAAUUUACAUAAACAAAUUCGGUUUAUUUAAAAUUUUAUUAGAAACCUCAACUAAAACAAAACAAAAUUUAGCAAAAUAUUUUAUAAAAUUGUUAAAGCAAAAUGUGUUUAAGUGAAAUUCUAUGUAACAAAAUGUUUUCCAAGUUUAAUAUUAAAUUAACAUUUCAAUUAUUAAUUAAAAUCGUCAUUGUUGCCGUGUCACUGUUUAAUGUUGUCAACUGUCAAACGGAGAGUGUAACAGAAACGUCCACACCUUUGGAUUUGAUGCUUUUAAAUGAGGGGGAUGUUGCUGUUGAAAAUGAUUUAACAAUUAAUCAAUUUAUAACAAAUUUAUCAAUAUUUAAUGAUGAAUCCAAUGAAUAUGACACGAGCAUAGUAAUGCUGCUGGAAAAUGUAACGCAUGCAUGUUUGCAGAAAUGCAUGGAAGAGGAAACUUCAUUUCUGAACGACUUUGGCCUCAAAUGUAAAGUGGGCGAAAAUAGACCGGAAUGUUAUCGGGCAAGGUGUUUUAAGGGUUGUGAACUGUGGUGGCAUGCCUUGAAAGAAUUUGAACCAUGCCAGGAAGCAUGUUCCUCAACGCAAUUUUAUCCUUUUGAUUUACCGUGUAUUUCCGCUUGUGAAACCACCCAAAGGCAGUAUUGGCAUUUGCAACGUUUACAUGUUGAACGUUUGUUAGCAACAUAUACAACUACUGCUGAUACAAAGUCAAAGGCCAUGUCUACAAGUGCUUCACUUCAACCGCAGCUGUUGCAUGAUAAUGAAACUUUGAACACAUUGACACUUAAAUGGCCCAUAACUACAGCAACAACAUCCAUUUUGCCAGCACUGUAUUUGGCCAGCAGACCAUUUAAUAUACAAUACCAAUAUGUGUUAAGAGCUGCGCCAUCAGCAUCAGCAUCACCAUCAUCAGCAGCAGCUUUAACUGUUAAUGACACCCCAGACAUCAAUAGUAGUGGCGGACAGAAACAACAUCAACCAUCCAAACAGCAUGAAAGACUAGAAAACCAGCCAUCAUCACUUCAACAACAAGAUGAAGGCGAUAAAUAUGAUAAUAUGGGUGAUGAUGACUAUGAGUCCGAGAAUGGGCUGGCAGAACAACAACAAGAACAACAAUGGUGGAAUUUAGCCGACUAUAAUUGUAAUGAGAAUUUUGAAUGUGACAUAAUGGAUGGCUUAAUGCCAUACACCUCAUAUAAGUUCCGUUUCGAAUUACCCUUCGGCGACAAUUUAUAUGAUGUCUUAUAUUCACCAGCCUCCGAGGUCUAUACCACACCAGCCAUGGGCAGUCCUAUAUCAAAACCCAUAAUCACGCAAGCUAUGGCUUUGGAUGACUCUCAUUUUGUGGUCUUUUGGCAACCAGGAAAGUUUACAAAUGGUCCUUUAACCCAUUACAAGCUGGUAUUGCAGCCAACCAUGCCAAAUGAGAAAUUUGAAAAGCAAGUUAAACAAUUAUUGCCUGCCAAUGCAACUUACCAUAUCUUCUCCAAGCUUUUACCCUCCACCACUUAUACUCUUCAAUUGAGUAUGCUUAAUGAAGAGGGCGAGGGACCCUGGUCAGCGGUUAAUGUAACCACAAAAGCUUUGCUUGAAACAAAGCUUAAAUUGGAUGAUUUAAAUACUUUGAUUAUGGCGGGAGAAUAUAGUAUUGUAAUGAAAUCUUUGGAUCCUUUGGUGGAGAGUAGGGUUCUAUUUAAGAGUGAGGAGAUUUUAACGGACUUUGAUGUGCAUCAGUAUUCGAAACGUUUGUUUGUGGUGGAUAAAAAGGGAGCGGUGGUGAGUUUGUUUAUGGAUGAUUCGGCCAAUUAUACUAAAUUGAAUUUGCUGGAUGAAGACACUGGUUUUGUGCCUUCCAAAUUGGCGGUGGAUUGGCUAAAUCAAAAGCUUUAUGUGGCGGGAGGGACUUCUGCCUUUAAUAUGUGGCAGUUAAAACGCUUGGAUUUCAAUGGCUCUUCGGUGGAAUUAAUUGCGGAUACUUUGAUUCCCUUGAAACAUUUACAAAUUGAUCCCUUAAAUGGCUGGAUAUUUGCCUCUAAUGAAAGAUUUGAAUUAUGCCGUAUUAAUUUGGAAUCUCUUAGGGUUCGAUACUAUACUUUACCCUUUGAGCUGGAGCACUUUUCCAAUCACCAUCAUGCCUAUUUGCUAAAUGCUUAUAAUGCCAAAGAACGUUCAAUUUAUGAACUUUCCUAUGAUACACAUUUUAAGGAACUAAAGUCUGGAGAGGUAGCCAGCCUCUUUAAAGGAGAUGUUUUGUGGUUUCAAUUGCUACAAGAUUGGCUUAUCCUAACUAAUGGUUCACAUUUGUUAAGGCAACAUUUGGAUACUCAAGAAUUGGAUGUUUUGGUUUUCAAGGAAAUUGAAUGGUGUUGGAAGCUUAUACCCUUAAUGUUGCCAGGUCUUAAGGAUCCUAUACAACCAUUGCCCAAACCUUUAAAGGAGCCACAAAAUCUACAGGCUGUUUUGUCCUCCAAUAAGGCCAACAUUUUCUGGCAAACUCCACAAUUAAUGAAGAAAUUCCAAACUAAGGCUGCCUGGCAGAAUUGGGAAUACGAGCUGGAUAUUUUGGAUGUAUCCAGUAAUAAUGCCUUUAAUAUACGCAGCAUUAAGACCACACAUUUCCAGGUGGAACGUUUACAGGCCAAUAAUUUGUAUAAAAUCAAGGUGAGAGCUUUGCUGGCUGGCCUAAACAGACAAGCUGUGAGUUCUACUACUACAGAGUGGUCUCAGGAGUUGAUUACCAGAACUUGGCCCAUGGAUAAUCAUCAUUUCUUGUGGGCUAGCGAAAAGGGUCUGUGGCAGAGUGAGGAAUGGUUGGAGCCAGCCCAACUAAAAGCUUUGGAGGCUGUUAAUAUACAAAGUUUCAAACAAGUCAACAGUUCUCUGUAUUAUAUAGAUAAAAACACACUUGAUUUGAGAUGUUUAAACCUAAUGAACCCCGAAAUUUCCUGUAGUUUCUGGCAAAGAAAUGUGUACAGUGUGGAUUAUGAUGGGCGUGGCGAAAAGCUUUAUUGGUCUGAUAUCAGCAAGAAUUGUAUUGUAAGAGCCGACCUAAAGGGAGAACAUAAAGAGCUAUUGGCAAUUUUUGGAGCCAGAUUAAUCAAACUGGAUGUUGGAAAAGGCUAUAUCUACUAUACCACUGACUCUAGAUUAGUGAGAAGAAAACUUAAUGGCGUUUUGCCGGCCCAAGAACUGGAAUAUUAUCACAAUAAUGGCAAUGGUGAAAACAUUUUGGGUUUUACUUUGGAUUUUAUGGCCGAAUAUAUAUAUUGGUGGGUUCAGCAUCAGGAGGGUAAGACAAGACUCUUUAGAUCUGCCUUGGAUUUUGUGAAAUCCGAAGAUUUGUAUGAUUUACCUGGAAACUAUCAAAUUUUGAGCGACUCAUUUGUUUUGUGGCCAGAAUUGAAAAGUUUUAUGUGGCUGAAGGCAUCUGGUGAGGAAAUGGUGGUGGCUAAUCAGCAUCAAAUACAACAAAUCACAGCCAUUCAAACACCUUUAACUGCCAAAGUAAAUUAUUUAGAAUUACGCCAUGAUUCCAUUAAUGUCAGGGAUCUCUCUGUUAUACCCGAAGCCAUUGAUCCGGAAAGUGUUUAUAUAACGGAAGGCUAUUGGGAUGAUUUUAAUAUAAAAUGGUCUGCAGUAAACUCUAAUGAUAACCAUACCAUUUAUUAUAAAGUUCUUAUCAGCAACUGGCCUCAACAGCCUGAAUACAUUCUAACCUUUGAGGUUGAGCAAACCAUAGUGCGUCUAACUGACUUUAAAAUGGCAGGUAUUAUGAUAAAUGUUAGCAUAACUCCUUGUAGCUUGUGGUCCCAGGGUAUUGCAGUUACGGUAGCCUUAAAAACUCCCUCGGCUGCCCCCAAACAGCCUAAGAAUUUAAGAGUCUUUGUGGAUCAGCUCAUGGAGCCCUUGCAGAAAGAAAGCAAUAUUACCGCCCUGGUAAGAUGGGAUUCUCCCGAUAAUAUUACCUCGGAAAAGGAGGUUUUCUAUAAGGUCUAUUGCUGGCUUAAAGAGGAUUUGCAUAGUGUUAAGGAUAUUGAGGAUUUGGGUGUGAAAACACAUGAGGUUCGGUUUUAUAAUUUGCUAAAGGAAGAGUCUUAUAUGUUCCAGGUUCAAGCCUUCUCCCUAACACGUUCCAAGGGUGGUGAAAAGACCUCUUUGCUUACACACUUUAUUAAUCCGGAUACCCAAGCCAUACCCAAAUUAUUAUACACCACACCCGAAUAUAUAGCGGAACUGGAUUUGGAUUUGAAUAACUCCAAAACCUGGGUUUAUACAUCCAGCGAGGUGGAACAUUUGUCUUUGUUAAGCGGUGAACAGCGUUUGAUUUGGGUCAAUGAAAAUGUAGAGCUAAUGUCUUAUCAACCUGGGGCAGCUUCCCUGAAACUGGCACGCAUGAGAGCUGAAGUCUUGGGCUUAACGGUGGACUGGAUAUUGCGCAAGGUCUAUUGGGCUGAGUUAACGGGGGAAAAGGAGAAUUUGGUGGAUAUCUAUGAGCUGGAUUUAAAUCAUUAUGAGGGCAAGGUUAUGCUGGGCACCAAGCUCUUCUCUCUAAACCCUGGCAAACUUUUGAAAAAUCUCCUAGUCUUGCCCUAUUCCCAUUCCUUAGUGUGGCUGGAAUAUGAGGUGGAAAAAAGCAAUUGUACUUUACAAGGCAGGAAUUUAUCGGACUAUUCUCAACUAAAAUUCAAAAAUCAUUUACUGUACAACAAUAUGUUUGAAGGUUCUCUAUUGGCCGAUAUGGAAUCAGUUAAUUUAGUGGACAGCAAGGGCAAACUAUAUGCCUAUGAGCUGCAAAGACAGCUUAUCACAGCCUUAAAGAUACCUCUGCAAGAAAUUGAGAUUAACUCCAAGUUCCAAAGAGAUGCGGGUUAUAUUUAUUCUCUACACAAUCACACUGUUAAGGCCUUUAAUAGGCGCAAACAUAAUCUGGAGUUUUCACAAUCAUUAAAGGAAAUAAAGCUAAUAAAAGCCUUCAACUAUCAGGAGUAUCCCAAAAGAGAAUGUUUAAUAAUGGAGUAUAAUGCUGAAAUGGGAGAAUUUAAUGCCUUGGAACAGUUAUUUGUUUCACAAGUUUCAGAGGAGUUUAUGGUUUUGCACUUAAUGAAAAAGAAUCCCUUUGAGAACUGUAAACUGCCUAUACCAGGUUUGAGUUACAAAGUUAAAGUAAAAGGACCAAAAGAGUUUGAGCAGGAAUUUAAGCUAAAACCUGGUCAACUCAACAUUACCGAUUUAAAGCCUUUUAGCAAUUACUCCUUGGAAAUCUCUGUCUCCUCCUAUUACCAACAAAAGUUUUUGCUUGAUGAAAUGCAAUAUCCGGAAUUUACCUUAAGAACCCAAGAAGGUAAUCCCUCAAAACCUUUAAAUUUCACUGCUCAAUCAGUAAGUCCCUCUGAAAUCUCGGUAAACUGGUUAGAACCCGAAGAACUUAAUGCUGAGGCGGUCUCCUAUCAACUUUACUGGCAGGCGGUAAAUUCUUCUUUAACCUCACACAAAAUUGUGGAGGACUUUGAGCUUACCAUCAUGAAUUUGGAGCCUUUGCAGGAGUACCUUAUAUGGCUGGAAGUCUAUUCCAAACCCUCUAAACUUAACAGCACCGAACAGCUGUUAAUUAAGACCUUACCCGAACCCGAAGCUUUACAAUUAGUGGAAAAAGAAGCCUAUAAUUUAACUUUACUGUGGCAGGCCAAUGCGGCUUAUGAUUCGGUAAUAUUGGAAUGUACUCCCUUAACACAAGAUCCUGAGGUCACGCCGUUUAGCAUAGAUAUAACGGAUAUAAAAGAUAAUAUCACCGUAACCAAUUUGGAACCCAAAACUAAAUAUGAAUUUUAUUUGAAACUACAAUUUGCCUCAGUGGCUAGGUCCUACAUAUGGCCGGAAUUGCCAAGUAACAAUUAUAUCUAUGAGACUUUGGGUGAUUCUCCAGGCAGACCGGGUCAACCACAAAUUGAACAUAUAACGGGAGAGAUUUUCAAGGUCUUCUGGGAGGCGGCCAAAGAUAAUGGAGCUGCCAUAACCGAAUACAGUCUGGAGGCCUUGCAGGCGCGCCAGCACAAAAGAAUACGCCGUAAUAUUAUCAUACAACAGCAGAACAUAACCAACUCCUCCUCCAUUACCAUGCUGGCUCAACUGCCUUGGGUGGAAGAAUUAGAGCCCUUGGAAGAUAAAUGGUUAUCCUAUUGCAAUACCUCCGAACUAAGUUGCAUUGUACGUGAAUUACAUACCAUGCGUUUGCUAAUGUUUCGUGUGCGUGCCCGUAAUGAACCCUAUGGCUGGGGGCCAUACAGUGAGGAUAGUGAACGUGUUUUAGAACCAUUUGUCUCACCACAAAAACGCAACUCAUUAGUGCUGGCCAUUAUUGCCCCAGCAGCCAUAGUAACCACCUGUGUUAUAAUACUCUAUGUCAUAUGUAAAGUGCAAAAACGUCGCCUAAAAGCCAAACAAUUAUUGGCCAAAAGUCGUCCCAGUAUUUGGAGUAAUUUGUCAACUAUGCAACAGCAAUUGGCAUCACGUAAUAGAGCAUUUUCUAUGGCCAGUGCAUCGACCAUGUAUACGGGUGGUCCUUUGAGUGAUGCUGAUAUUGCUUUGUUGCCGCAUAUUAAUUGGAGUCAAAUUACUUUGUUGAAUUUCUUGGGCAGUGGAGCGUUUGGAGAGGUGUACGAGGGCAUGCUGAAGUAUGAGGAUCAAGAGGAAAUGGAAAAGGUGGCCAUAAAGAGUUUACGCAAAGGAGCCAGUGAAUUUGCCGAACUUCUGCAAGAAGCCCAACUGAUGAGUAAUUUUAAGCACGAGAACAUAGUACGUCUCAUUGGAGUGUGCUGUGAUACCGAAUCGAUUUCCAUAAUAAUGGAGCAUAUGGAAGGAGGAGAUUUACUUAGUUAUCUGAGAGAGUCAAGACCCAAUUCCACAAAACCGGUGGCCUCCCUACAGCUGUUGGAUCUCAUGUCCAUGUGCAUAGAUGUGGCUACGGGCAUGGCCUAUUUGGAGGAUAUGCAUUUUGUGCAUCGUGAUUUGGCCUGUCGCAAUUGUCUGGUAUCCUCUCGAGUGCCCAGUAGGAGGACAGUCAAAAUAGGAGACUUUGGUUUGGCGCGAGAUAUUUACAAAAAUGAUUAUUACCGCAAGGAGGGAGAAGCCUUAAUGCCGGUACGCUGGAUGGCUCCCGAAAGUCUGGUGGAUGGAGUGUUUACUACCCAGUCAGAUGUAUGGGCUUUUGGAGUCUUAUGCUGGGAGAUAUUGACUUUGGGCCAGCAGCCCUAUGCGGCUAGAAAUAAUUUUGAGGUUUUGAAUUUUGUAAAGGAGGGAGGCAGAUUGGAGCAGCCGGAUAAUUGUCCAGAUAAAUUCUUCAGCUUAAUGACCGCCUGUUGGCUGACAGAGCCCGAUGAGCGUCCCACCUUCCGCAAAUGUUUCAAUUCUUUGCUAGCCAUUAAAACCGAUGUCAGACGUGUCAGUUUGGGCUAUAAUAUCGAUGACAGUGACUAUGCCAUGUAUGCCAAUCAGCAUGGCAUUGUCUUAAGCAGUUUCUUGGCUUCGCCCAGCUUAAAUAAAGUCAAGGAAGAAGGAGAGGAUGAGAAAGAGAGCCAAGAGGAACAGAAGCAAAAUCACAAAUAUGAAAUAAGACAAAACUCUUUGAACAGUCAAAACGAAGAGCAGCAGUCAAGUCAAGUAAAAGACAAAACUCCUGAGGUCUUAACAGACAAAAAUGAUUUAAAAGUACGUUUCAAUAACAAUAUCUCCAUGAAAGCUAACGAAGAAUCAGAGUCCUUGAAUGAUGAAACACAUUUGAUUGACACAAAAUUGUAUAGAAUACAGGAAAAUCCAGAUUAUUAUGUUAAUGAAGGGGUAUCCAGGUUAUAAAUGAGGAAAACAAAAGCCAAAUAUCAUUGAAAUCAUUUAGCUGUAAUUAGUUUAAGUCAUAAAUUAACGAAUUUUUCUAAAUAUAAGAGACUGUUUUUGUUUUGAAGUUAA
Messenger RNA from Calliphora vicina (urban bluebottle blowfly), 8590 nucleotides. It is a transcript of the gene sev, whose product is annotated as sevenless. Lineage: Eukaryota; Metazoa; Arthropoda; Insecta; Diptera; Calliphoridae. Bases 737 to 8479 code for a protein of 2580 amino acids. The record is from RefSeq and is a predicted model, not a curated record. Gene Ontology annotation, biological process: positive regulation of kinase activity; regulation of TOR signaling; protein phosphorylation. Gene Ontology annotation, cellular component: plasma membrane; signaling receptor complex. Gene Ontology annotation, molecular function: ATP binding; transmembrane receptor protein tyrosine kinase activity; protein binding. The transcript has 13 exons.